Messenger RNA from Lottia gigantea (owl limpet), 876 nucleotides. RefSeq lists its product as hypothetical. The record is from RefSeq and is a predicted model, not a curated record. The transcript has 3 exons. The coding region runs from base 76 to 789 and encodes 237 amino acids. NCBI's taxonomy places the organism in Eukaryota, Metazoa, Mollusca, Gastropoda, Lottiidae.
UAGAAUUACAAGUUCGAAAAACGUUUAAAAUUUGAAUCGAUUAAAUUCUUAUUAUUCAAAAACAACAACAUUAAAAUGGAGGAUGGUAUGAGAGCAGAAGAAGAUAUUUUUGAUGAGGAAAAGGAUGAGAGCGAAAUUAUCGGGAAAGAUUACGCCAAAGUCAAGGAAAAAUUGGAAAAGGAAGGAUAUUGUGAAGGUUUAGAACAUGGUCACGGCACAACAGUACAACAUAGUUUUAAUGUAGCCUAUAAAUACACUGCUAGAAAAAUGGUUCGAUUUUCAGAAAUCAAAGGUCGUGUCAAUGCUAUUUUAUCAGUUUUACAUCUCAAACCAGAAUCUGUCACUCCAGAGAGGAAAGAAAAUUUAGAAAAUCUGCUUUCUCAAGUUGCUAAAUAUGAGGACAGUCUAAUAAAGAGACUCAAGGAACCUAAAAACGCGAAAAUAAUCGUCCAGGAUGAUGUGGUGGAUAAUAUUAUACCUGAUACAACUAGUAGUAUGUAUGUAGAGGAUGAUUUGUCUGAUUUUAUUGGAAUAAAGUCUGACGCUAGCAGCGAUUCUGAGGGAGUCUUCAGCACAGAAUCCCGUGACAAUUCACUCUCCAGACAGCAAGAUUCCCCCGUUGCUUCCAACAACAAAAAAAUGAAAUUGACGGAAGCCAAAGUUGGUGAUUCUCAGAAACGUUUCAAUCCUUCCACAAGCGAGAAAAAACAAUUGGACGUUAUCUCUCAAGAAAUUGACUCGGAAAUUUCAAAAUUUGAAUCUGCUUUAGAGAGUUUGCUGUUAAAUUGAUUCGGUGAUGGUGUUGGAUAGAAAUUUUAGCAUUUCCAAUCAAAACAGCUCAGCAUUGCUUGCUUAUAUGGAUAUGAAAAUCUCAUU